This is a messenger RNA of Mesoplodon densirostris (Blainville's beaked whale), 1528 nucleotides long. It is a transcript of the gene DDX39A, whose product is annotated as DExD-box helicase 39A. Gene Ontology annotation, molecular function: ATP binding; RNA helicase activity; RNA binding. Gene Ontology annotation, biological process: mRNA export from nucleus; mRNA splicing, via spliceosome. The record is from RefSeq and is a predicted model, not a curated record. The coding region runs from base 110 to 1393 and encodes 427 amino acids. The transcript is spliced from 11 exons. NCBI's taxonomy places the organism in Eukaryota, Metazoa, Chordata, Mammalia, Artiodactyla, Ziphiidae.
CCGAGGCGCAGUCGGACACACGAGACAGGAAGCGCGGUAGCUCGUGUCAGGGCCCGCGACCGGGAACAGGAGUCGGGUGGCGCGCGGAGGCGAGCGAGGAAUCAGCACCAUGGCGGAACAGGAUGUGGAAAACGAGCUUCUGGAUUACGAGGAAGAUGAAGAGCCCCAGGCUCCUCCAGAGAGCGCUCCAGCUGCCCCCAAGAAAGAUGUCAAGGGUUCCUACGUUUCCAUCCACAGCUCUGGCUUCCGGGACUUUCUGCUGAAGCCUGAGCUCCUGAGGGCCAUAGUGGACUGUGGCUUCGAGCAUCCAUCCGAGGUCCAGCACGAGUGUAUUCCACAAGCCAUCCUGGGCAUGGACAUCCUGUGCCAGGCCAAGUCAGGGAUGGGCAAGACAGCGGUUUUUGUGUUGGCCACCCUGCAGCAGAUUGAGCCCGUCAACGGACAGGUGACGGUCCUGGUUAUGUGCCACACUCGAGAGCUGGCCUUCCAGAUCAGCAAGGAGUAUGAGCGCUUCUCCAAAUACAUGCCCAGCGUCAAGGUGUCUGUGUUCUUCGGGGGCCUCUCCAUCAAGAAGGAUGAAGAGGUGUUGAAGAAGAACUGUCCCCAUGUCGUGGUGGGGACGCCGGGCCGGAUCCUGGCACUUGUGCGGAACAGGAGCCUCAACCUGAAGAAUGUGAAGCACUUCGUGUUGGACGAGUGUGACAAGAUGCUGGAGCAAUUGGACAUGCGGCGGGACGUGCAGGAGAUCUUCCGCCUGACACCCCACGAGAAGCAGUGCAUGAUGUUCAGCGCCACCCUGAGCAAAGAGAUCCGGCCUGUCUGCAGGAAGUUCAUGCAAGACCCCAUGGAGGUGUUUGUGGACGACGAGACCAAGCUCACGCUGCAUGGGCUGCAGCAGUACUAUGUCAAACUUAAGGACAGUGAGAAGAACCGCAAGCUCUUUGACCUCCUGGAUGUGUUGGAGUUUAACCAGGUGGUGAUAUUUGUGAAGUCAGUGCAGCGCUGCAUGGCCUUGGCCCAGCUCCUCGUGGAGCAGAACUUCCCAGCCAUUGCCAUCCACAGGGGCAUGGCCCAGGAGGAGCGCCUGUCACGUUAUCAGCAGUUUAAGGACUUCCAGCGGCGGAUCCUGGUGGCCACCAAUCUGUUUGGCCGAGGAAUGGACAUUGAGCGUGUCAACAUUGUCUUCAAUUAUGACAUGCCCGAGGACUCAGACACCUACCUCCACCGCGUGGCCCGUGCGGGUCGCUUUGGUACCAAAGGCCUGGCCAUUACCUUUGUGUCUGAUGAGAAUGAUGCCAAAAUCCUCAAUGAUGUCCAGGACCGGUUUGAAGUGAAUGUGGCAGAGCUUCCAGAAGAAAUAGACAUCUCCACAUACAUUGAGCAGAGCCGGUAACCACAUGCCCGGAUGUCCCGGAGCCUCCCUGCUUCCCACGUGUUGCUUCAAGUCGUCUUCCUAGGUGACAGUGGGCCUUUCUUUUUACUGUUUAAAAGCUGUAGAUUUGUGUAAGAAUAAAUUUUUAUCAUGGAA